GUGGCAGCUGGGAAUGUGAGGGUUUCAACACAGUCCGCUAUUUUCAGGACUGGGAACAGUAGCAGGGCUGGCUGGGAAGAGACUCUGCCCACCGCUCUACUAUAGCCAACACACUGGCUUAAUUUGAAGUCCAAACGGGCUUCCUGCGUCUUCUGUCCGGGGGGGUGGGGGGGGGUGUCGGUGUUGUCGGACCGCAUCAGAUGGUCAGCGGACAGCCGUUGGUGGCUCACUGCGGGGCUGCGUGCUAGAGGGAACCAGCCGGAGCACCGUGUUUGAUUGUUCGCUAACACCUUACCUCCUGCCUGCUGGGUCCGGCUAAAAAAUGCAGUGAAGUGUCACCCGUUAAGUCAGUGUAAUCUGAAUGUUUCCCGGUGUGAAGUGCUCGGUUAAAUGUGCCUGUUUCAUCGCUACCAAGCCACUCACGCCAACGACGAUGGACUGAAAUCUGCGGCGGGGGCGAACGACACACAACCUGCCGCGAUUUCUUGCAUGUAAAUAAAUAAAUGAUAGAGGAUACAAUGACCCUGCUGUCUCUGUUAGGUCGGAUCAUGCGUUAUUUUCUGCUCAGACCGGAGACCUUGUUCCUGCUGUGUAUCAGCCUGGCUCUGUGGAGUUACUUCUUCCACACGGACGAAGUGAAGACCAUCGUCAAGUCCAGCCGGGAUGCGGUCAAGAUGGUCAAGGGGAAAGUGGCGGAGAUGAUGCAGAAUGAGCGGUUCGGCGGGCUGGACGUCCUGGAUGCGGAGUUCUCCAAGACCUGGGAGUUCAAGAGCAACAACGUGGCCGUGUACUCCAUCCAAGGCCGGCGAGACCACAUGGAGGACAGGUUCGAGGUGCUCACCGACAUAGUCAACAAGAGUCAUCCGUCUAUAUUUGGAGUUUUUGAUGGCCACGGAGGAGAGGCUGCUGCUGACUUUGCCAAGGCCCACCUGCCCGAGGCUCUCCGCCAGCAGCUACUGACCUAUGAACGGGAGAGAGAGCGAGACAGAGAAAAAGACAAAGAGAAAGAUGAAAAAAAGGAGAAGGGUGGUCUCUCCUAUCCUUCCAUCCUGGAGCAGCAGAUCCUGACAUUGGACAGAGAAAUUCUAGACAAGCUGUCUGCCACUUACAAUGAAGCAGGCACUACAUGUCUGGUGGCCCUGCUGUCUGAUAAGGAAUUGACAGUGGCCAACGUCGGAGACUCACGCGGAGUUCUUUGCGAUAAAGACGGCAAUGCCAUUCCUCUAUCCCAUGACCACAAACCUUACCAGCUCAAAGAACGCAAGAGAAUCAAGAAAGCCGGUGGUUUCAUCAGUUUCAAUGGCUCGUGGCGUGUCCAGGGCAUCUUGGCCAUGUCUCGUUCUCUGGGCGAUUAUCCUCUGAAGAACCUCAACGUGGUCAUUCCUGAUCCCGACAUCAUGUCCUUUGACCUGAACAAGCUGCAGCCAGAGUUCAUGAUCCUGGCGUCCGAUGGCCUGUGGGACACCUUCAGCAAUGAGGAGGCCGUUCGCUUCAUCAGGGAACGACUGGAUGAGCCUCACUUUGGUGCCAAGAGUAUUGUCCUCCAGUCUUUCUAUCGUGGUUGUCCUGACAACAUCACAGUCAUGGUGGUCAAGUUUAAAGGCAAGGGCAACGAGCAGUAGAUCGUCCAUCAACCACAUGCAGUAUCUAUAUAUUAUGUUUGAAUAUAAGUAAGAAUAGGCUUAAGAUGAAAGAUUUAAAAACCGAGCCCGCAAUUUUUUGAGCAAGAACUAUUUCUAUCGCAGAUAUUUACAGAAGUUAGUUCUUCAAGGCAUCCAACCACGCCCCCGUCCUUUUCUUUUCCUGCUGUCAGAGUGACACUUUUCUUUCAUUUAGUCUUAGCCAUAACUUUGAGACACCGUAAUGUGAGCUUGAGUCACUGUUAUGCAAAUAAACAGGUCUAGCUUUGUGCAGCUAUGGGGUACGCCCGUGAGUCUGCACACACUUGUGUGUGUGUGUGUGUGUGUGUGUGUGUGUGUGUGUGUAUGUAUGAGAGAGAGAGAGAGAGAGAAGAGCAACAGUGAUAGAUGUCUGUCUUUGUGUGAUAAACUUGCACACAAGUGUCACAUUAACCACCAAUUCAUUGUCUAUACAAUAAUGACAGAUUAAAAGUACACACAUGAUAGCAUGGAGUUCCUCUUCCAUAUUAUUUCAAACAUGAUGUCUUUCACUCAAUGUCUAUGUGACCACUAAUUUUAUACUUUUGGUUACCUAACUCUGUGUUUCCAUAUCGUCUAAUUGUAUUCACAUCUACCAAGUGACUUCACUGAAUAUUUAAUAUGUUGGCAGGUUAUUUUAUUCCUCAGUCAAUAAGCAUCACUGGUGCGAAUCAUUAAUAUGAAUUUAUUCCCUUUAUACAUGAACAAUGCAAAUGAUAAUAUGCCUAUGCUUGUUCAAAUAUCACCGUCAUAUUGUACAGCAAUAGAACCGAUGCCAUCAUUAUAUCACACUUGCUGAACGUGAGAAUUCUUGAUGUGAGGAUGAAUCAAGUGUUUGAAUGAAGAAUGAAGUGAGUUUCCCCAUUUUGUAAGUUUAUUUCUUUGAAUGUCGUAGUCCACUUAAAAAGAUCGGUGUUAGUUUCUGUGCUGAUAAAUUCUCAUGUCUGUUUUGAUUGUUGAUAACUUUUAAGACUUUAAAGCUGAGACUAGUUUUGGUCUGUACGACUACCACUACUGUUCAGCCCCAACUUAUCAGGAUCCAUGUAACCACUGAUAAUGUAGUAACUGUCUGAUAAUAUUGUAGUAUGUCAAAGUCUAAUGAAGAGUAACUUUAAAUGGGUACAAUACAUUUCCUGAUUAUGUAGUGAUAUUGUAGUAACAUCAUAUUAUGACACUAGCUGCUAAUUAUUGGUUUAUUAACUCAUAAAGUAAUAUGAUUAUCUAAUAACACUGAACGUUUCUGUUCAAAUGUGUAGGAAAAAAUAAUGAGGUAUCUCAUAAUAUAAUAAUAAUAAUUGAUGUAAUAAUAAUUGGGAGUUAUAACUUUAAUAUUACUUAAUCUAAAUUUACAGUAACAUUUACAACCCUUUUAAAAAGACUUUAAUUACAUAUUGACAUGCUAUUCUGUUAUCUGACUUUUCAUGCAUUAUCAUUUACUACAAUGCCCAUGAGAUAUAAAUAUACUCAAACUGACAACUUACUGUUGAAGUGUCUUGUAUUAAUAUCAUCCUCGUCAAGAGAAAAGUCCUUCGUCCUGAUCAUUACUGUUUGAUCUCAGUUUCUCUGAACUGCAACUCAAAAUGUAACAAGCCUUUGAAUGAAAUGCGUUAUUGUUGCCUUAUUUUUUUAACUGGUUAUUUCCUGUUAUGAAGUCUGCUGCCAAAACUACUUCUCAGUUUUUAAUGUAAUGCAGUCGAUCAUACCUUGCACACUGCACGACCUCAGUGUCAUACCUUGUUAACUCACAUGUAGAAUAGCAUUGUUGAAAGAACGUCUCCAAGAGACAUGAAAUUGUAAGAUGAAUGUACAUACUGUCCUCAUGUUAGUAUCACCCCUCCACUGUUUAUAUAGCAGUGAAGAAAGCAAUGCGCCUGUUCUUGGAUUGUUUAACUUCAGAGAUAUAUACCAGAUAAAACUGUUUGCGCUUUUUCAGUUCACAUUCUUCCUUGAUGACAUAUGUUACAGAAUGUUUAUGUGGCAUUUGUACUUGUUUUUGUUGACUUUAAUAAACUGUAAAGAAAAGAAUUAAGACAUUUUAAAAUGUAAAUCAAAAAGAUAACAUUAAAAUGAUAAAUGAUCAUA
This is a messenger RNA of Seriola aureovittata, 3740 nucleotides long. It is a transcript of the gene ppm1lb, whose product is annotated as protein phosphatase, Mg2+/Mn2+ dependent, 1Lb. The transcript is spliced from 4 exons. Gene Ontology annotation, molecular function: protein serine/threonine phosphatase activity; cation binding. Lineage: Eukaryota; Metazoa; Chordata; Actinopteri; Carangiformes; Carangidae. Bases 504 to 1622 code for a protein of 372 amino acids. The record is from RefSeq and is a predicted model, not a curated record. Gene Ontology annotation, biological process: protein dephosphorylation.